AUGACGACCGCUCACAGACCGACAUUCGACCCAGCGCGCGGAAAGGAGGCAGCUCGUGGCGAAGCCUACCACCAGCGGUUACUACCAGCACACAAGACCCUCAAAUUUCGACAAGCAGCGCAAGGCACACCAGAUGAGCAAGCAAAGCGCGACUUGAAAGCAGAACUACUGCGCGCGGAAGCAAAGCACUACGCAAAGAAAGAAGGACGCCAGAUCACAGAAGACGACGAGGAUGCGCCAGCACAGCGGGAAGCACUUCAGAUCGAGGAUGGCGAAGGCGAGAGCGGCGGCGCGAAAAGGAAGCUGGAAGAUGCGAGCGGGGGCGGUGGAGCGGAGGCUGAAGUAGAAGAGGACUACGAAGCGAAGAAGCGGCGGGUACUGGAGGAGACUCGAGACAUAGACGCAGACUCAGAGGAGUCAGAAGAGUCAGAUUCGGAAUCAGAAGAUGAGGAAGAGGACGAGACGGCGGAGCUGAUGCGCGAACUUGCGAAGAUCAAGGCAGAGCGCGCGGAAGCUGCAGCCAAGGCGGCGGAAGAGCAGGCGAAGAAGGACGAGGAGCAGCGGGAGAAAUACAUUGCGCUGGGUAAUCCGCUUCUGAAUGGGAAGAAGGAGGAUUAUGGUGUCAAGCGGAGGUGGGAUGAUGAUGUGGUGUUCAAGAACCAGGCCAGAGGCACUGAGGAGAGAGGGAAGGAGAAGCGGUUCGUGAACGAUUUGCUUCGGUCCGACUUUCAUCGUCGCUUUAUGGACAAGUAUGUGCGAUAG
Fulvia fulva is the source of this 762-nucleotide messenger RNA. Its product is annotated as Pre-mRNA-splicing factor cwc15. Gene Ontology annotation, cellular component: catalytic step 2 spliceosome. NCBI's taxonomy places the organism in Eukaryota, Fungi, Ascomycota, Dothideomycetes, Mycosphaerellales, Mycosphaerellaceae. The record is from RefSeq and is a predicted model, not a curated record. Gene Ontology annotation, molecular function: RNA binding. Gene Ontology annotation, biological process: mRNA cis splicing, via spliceosome. The coding region runs from base 1 to 762 and encodes 253 amino acids. The transcript has a single exon.